Molecule: messenger RNA, 1167 nt
Organism: Puntigrus tetrazona (Sumatra barb)
Lineage: Eukaryota; Metazoa; Chordata; Actinopteri; Cypriniformes; Cyprinidae
Product: G-protein coupled receptor 151
Exons: 1
Coding region: 1-1167 (388 amino acids)
Biological process (GO): G protein-coupled receptor signaling pathway
Cellular component (GO): membrane
Molecular function (GO): G protein-coupled receptor activity
Source: RefSeq, a predicted model, not a curated record
AUGGCCGUGAACGGCACGUUCGUGAGCUUCGACGGCGGCGUUCAACAGUUAGAAGGGGAAGACACCAGACUGAUCGUGCCGGCCGUUCUCAGCGCGAUCAGCGCGCUCGGGGUCGGUGGGAACGUGCUGGUGCUUGUGGUACUGAUCUACGUGUCCGCCAGCCAGGGCGCAUCCGAGGCGAACGUGAUGCUCGCCAACUUGAGCGCGACCGACUUGAUGAUGCUCUCCGUGUGCGCCCCGGCGCGCGCGCUCACGUACUACAAGCGCGCUUGGACGCUCGGGCUGCUGGCUUGCAGGACCACGGAGUGGAUUCAGCACAGCUGUCUGGCAGUCAAAGCGUUCACGCUGUUAGCCACGAGCCAAGCGCGGCACAACUUUUCCAGUCAUCCCAGCGCGCGGGCCAGUUUUCGCCAGAAGAACGUCGCGAUCACCUUAACGAUCAUAUGGACCGUCGCGCUCUUGUUUCCGGUUCCCGAUAUCGUUUUCUCCAGGUUAAAAGAAGAGGGAAAUAUCAGUCUGUGCGUGUCCGAAUUAACUUUUUACUCCCAAGAUGCAAUGCACGUUUUCAGUAAGAUGCUACCGUUGGGCAUCUACGUUCUUCCCAUCGUCCUCUCUGCCGCAUGCCACAUCAGGACCAUCUUCCUCAUCAAACCGACUUCCCACGACGAGUCUCUCCUCGCACGUCAGUACGAGAGCUCUUUGAUGUAUUUGUGCGUGCUCGCCCUGAACACGCUGACGAUGCUUCCCGAGUGGGUCUCUUGGACGUGGACGCGCCACGGAUCCGGCGACAGCUGCAAGCCGUCGGCCGGUUUGCUUAUUUUCGCUCAGGCGUGCGUUUACCUGAGCAGCAUGUUCUUUCCCGCCGUUCUCCUGACCAUGCACGUGCCCCUCAGAGAAAGCCUCGGCGAUCUGUGCUCACGGUUGGCUUGUCGACGCGAUAAGCACGGAGCCAAACUCGAAGGGAACGGGAACGAGAUGCGCGCGGCGGUCAUGCGGGUGUUGGACGAGCGAGGGUGCGUGGCCGUGAUGGAGAGGCGUUCGGACGCGUCCUGUCAAACUCUCCCGGAUCUCGAGCACUUCUGGAGCGAGCGCCGAAACACCACAGUCGCGGAGGACAGUGACCCGUUGCCGUGGGAACGGCUGAAUCAAAGCAACGUUGAACUCUAA